Molecule: messenger RNA, 306 nt
Organism: Jaculus jaculus (lesser Egyptian jerboa)
Lineage: Eukaryota; Metazoa; Chordata; Mammalia; Rodentia; Dipodidae
Product: mitochondrial pyruvate carrier 1-like
Exons: 1
Coding region: 1-306 (101 amino acids)
Biological process (GO): pyruvate import into mitochondria
Cellular component (GO): mitochondrial inner membrane
Source: RefSeq, a predicted model, not a curated record
AUGUACUUCUGGGGUCCACUUGCCAACUGGGGUCCCCCCAUUGCUGCCAUCAACGACAUGAAGAAGUCUCCAGAGAUCAUCGGGCAGGUGACAUUCGCCCUCUGUUGCUAUUCUUUGACAUUCAUGAGCUUUGCUUACAAAGUGCAGGCUCGAAACUGGCUUCUGUUUGCGUGUCACGUGACAAAUGAGGUGGCCCAGCUCAUUCAGGGAGGACGACUUAACAAGGAACUAGCGGGAGGCUGCAGAGCUGUGGCGAGAACCCACCCAUCAAAGGACCAGCACCCCACCAGCAUAUGGUCUUGCUGA